AUGUCCGGCGAAGAUGAAGAUUUUAAAGAAGAUCGCCCACCGAUGCAGGUACUAAGCAGCAUAUUAGCGUCACUUCGUCUAAUCGACUCAGCCCGAGAGCGUUCUGAACUCGAACGCGAAGAUUUGCACGCAACAAUGCGAAUCGUGCUGGCCGUGUUGAUGUUCAUAUUACUGCUCGUUCUCAGCAUUCAUGAAGUCGUUAUUGCUGCGGCUAAAAUGACGUCAUGUCCCGUUGCUCCGUUAAUUCCCGUCUGGUUAAUCGUUUCUGGUUUAAUGGGCAUUUUAAGGAAUACUGGGGCGAUUGUGUGCUCCAUAUAUGAGGAUAAGAAACGUCGAGCGAUCGCUAUAAGAGAUUGUAUUCUGGGCCUCUUCACAGCUCUUUGGAUCAUGUGGUUGAUCGUUGGUUCCUACUGGACGUACAGCGUAUACGAUAAAGUCGUAUAUCAGUCGAAUAAGGAGAACUACUGCGAUCAGUUGCUGUACUGCUUUACGUUCUCGUUGAUCACCACCAGCUAUGUGAUUAUCGGCAUUACAUUUUGCUGCAUGAUAUACUGUGUCGUGUUUCUUUGUUGUCAUAAUAGUUCUGUGGCCAUCAUUACAUAA
Messenger RNA from Angiostrongylus costaricensis, 603 nucleotides. Lineage: Eukaryota; Metazoa; Nematoda; Chromadorea; Rhabditida; Metastrongylidae. The record is from the annotation of a GenBank genome assembly.